AUGCCCGCCCGCUACGAAAGCUCCUCCGCCAGCCCCGAGCCCCUGGCCCGGCCCCUGACCUUCCCCUUCUCCAACAAGACGGCCAAGAACCGCCUCCUCAAGAGCGCCAUGGCCGAGAACCUCGCGACCUGGAGCGCCAGCGAGCCCUCCAAGCGCGGCAUCCCCACGCCGGAGCUCGUCGAAGUCUACCGCCGCUGGGGCGAGGGUCCCAACAGCUUCGGCGUCAUCGUCACGGGCAACUUGGACAUUGAGUUCGACUACAUGAGCGGCGUUGGCGACAUGAUCAUCACCCCAGAGUGCGAACCCACCGGCGAGCGCUUCGAGGGCUUCCAGGCCGUCGCCGCCGCGGGCAAGGCCCAUGGCAGCCUGAUGCUGGCGCAGGUCACCCACGCCGGGAGACAGGUGAUGAAGAAGAUCCAGCCGAACCCCAUCUCCGCCUCGGCAGUCCAGCUGGGACCUAAGAUGGGCAUGGAGUUCGGCGCGCCCCGCGAGGCCACAAAGGCCGACAUUGCCCGCGUCGUCGAGGGCUUCGCGCACGCCGCAGAGUACCUCGACAAGGCGGGCUUCGACGGCAUCCAGCUGCACGCGGCACACGGCUACCUUAUUGCGCAGUUCCUCUCGCGCACCACCAACAAGCGCACCGACGAGUACGGCGUCCAGACGCUCGAGAAUCGCACGCGGCUCAUCGCCGAGAUCGGGCGCGCCAUCCGGGCGCGCACGUCGCCGGGGUUCAUCCUGUCGGCGAAGCUCAACAGCGUCGAGUUCCAGGACGGCGGCGUCACGCCCGACGAGGCGCGCGAGCUGUGCGAGAGCCUGGCGAAGCUCGAGUUCGACUUUCUCGAGAUCUCGGGCGGGACGUACGAGGAAAUUGGGCUAGAGUGGAUCAAGGACAGCACCCGCAGGCGCGAGGGCUUCUUCCUCGAGUUCGCCGACACCGUCGUCAAGGGGCUGGGAGACGCCGCUUCGCGCAAGACCAAGGCGUACAUCGUGGGCGGCAUGCGGUCAGUCGGGGCCAUGGUCAAGGCCCUGGACAUUGUCGAUGGCGUGUCCGUGGGCCGGCCCGGCGCGAACGAGUUCCGCAUCGCGCCCGACAUCUUGGAGGGCCGCAUCACCGGCGCCAUCCGGCCCGUCGAGAUGAUGGAGGCCGACUUUGGCUUCGACAUGGCCGCAGCGAGCGCCAACAUGCGCCUGGUCAGCAAGGGCAAGGAGCCGUUUGACCCGAGCGAUCUUGCGUCCGUCAAGGUGUUUGCUGAUGACAUGCAGGCUUGGUACGGCGAUUUAAUUGCGGACGGCGACAAGCUGGAGCAUCACGGAGCCAUCGAUUUCUCGGGGAAGACUGUGCCUUACGGAACCACUGCCACGGCCUGA
This is a messenger RNA of Colletotrichum spaethianum, 1368 nucleotides long. Its product is annotated as NADH-dependent flavin oxidoreductase nadA. Lineage: Eukaryota; Fungi; Ascomycota; Sordariomycetes; Glomerellales; Glomerellaceae. Gene Ontology annotation, molecular function: oxidoreductase activity; FMN binding. The record is from RefSeq and is a predicted model, not a curated record. The transcript is spliced from 3 exons. Bases 1 to 1368 code for a protein of 455 amino acids.